This is a messenger RNA of Saprolegnia diclina VS20, 762 nucleotides long. RefSeq names its product carboxymethylenebutenolidase. The record is from RefSeq and is a predicted model, not a curated record. Gene Ontology annotation, molecular function: hydrolase activity. The transcript has a single exon. Lineage: Eukaryota; Oomycota; Saprolegniomycetes; Saprolegniales; Saprolegniaceae. Bases 1 to 762 code for a protein of 253 amino acids.
AUGAUGAUCUUGAGCGAACACGUGGACCUGCCGACGCCGACGGGCGUCAUGCGGACGUAUGUCCACCGCCCGACGGACGCGUCGGCGCGGUACCCGACGAUCCUCCUCUUCUCCGAAAUCUUCCAGCAGACGGGGCCCAUCGAGCGCACCGCGCGGUACGUCGCGGGCCAUGGCUACGUCGUGCUCGUGCAGGAAGUGUUCCACGAGCUCAACCCGAUUGGCACGGUCCUCGCAUACGACGACGUUGGCAAGGACAAGGGCAACGCGGACAAGAGCGCCAAGCCUGUGACCGCGUACGACAGCGACAAUGCCGCGGCGAUCGCGUGGGCCAAGACGCAGCCGUGGUGCAGCGGCGCGUUUGGCUCGAUGGGCUUUUGCCUCGGCGGUCACUUGGCCUUCCGCGCGGCGCAGCAGCCCGAAGUGCUCGCGACGGCGUGCAUGUACGCGACGGACCUCCACACGCAGGUCAUUCCGUCGACGCCCGGCACGCACAGCAUGGACCCGGCGCGCCUCGCGCUCAUCACUGGCGAGCUCAUGUUUGUGUUUGGGCGCCAGGACCCGCACGUACCGCAGGCCGGUCGCACGCACAUUUACGACAAGCUCAACGCGGCGGCCAAGGACUUUACUUGGCACGAGGUCAACGGCCCGCAUGCGUUCAUGCGCGACGAAGGCGACCGCUUCGACGCGCAGCUCACGAGCCUUGUCUACGGCAUGAUCUUCGACCUCUUUCGCCGCCGGCUCCACAAGACCUCGUCCUUGUAA